Molecule: messenger RNA, 4006 nt
Organism: Engraulis encrasicolus (European anchovy)
Lineage: Eukaryota; Metazoa; Chordata; Actinopteri; Clupeiformes; Engraulidae
Gene: jak3
Product: Janus kinase 3 (a protein tyrosine kinase, leukocyte)
Exons: 24
Coding region: 115-3444 (1109 amino acids)
Biological process (GO): protein phosphorylation; cytokine-mediated signaling pathway; cell surface receptor signaling pathway via JAK-STAT
Cellular component (GO): membrane; cytoskeleton; cytosol
Molecular function (GO): non-membrane spanning protein tyrosine kinase activity; growth hormone receptor binding; ATP binding
Source: RefSeq, a predicted model, not a curated record
AUGCUGAGAACAGAAAGGCAAACAGAAGCACAUGAAGAAAUUAAACACGCCACCAUUUCAACAUCGACACCUGACAGACCAGCCUCGUGCGGUGGUGCUUGGAUUGGAUGAGCGAUGGAUGUGAGUGAGGAGGAGACAGCGCCCCUGGUGGACCGGGAGAGGGGUGGCAGCCACAGGUCCAGCUGCAGGGCUGGCUUGCAGGUCAAGCUUCACUUCAUCCCGAUGACCAAAGCCGAGUCCACCUUCACCAUCCCCACAGGACAGGUGUCUGCAGAGAGUGUGUGCAUCCAGGCAGCAAAGACAUGUGGCAUCAUGCCUGUUUUUCACAGCCUGUUUGCCCUGGCCUCUGAAGACCUCUCUUUCUGGUACCCACCAACACACGUCUUCAAUACGGAUGAGGGCAUCACCGUGAACUACAGAGUGAGGUUUUUCUUCUCCAACUGGUUUGGCCAGGGCUCUAAAACCACCUAUCGCUACAGUCCUACGAAAGGCAAGGUCACCGCGGCACUCGACUACUGUGUCAUAGAUUACCUCUUCGCUCAGAGCCGCAGUGACUUCCUGCAUGGGCAUGCGGGGGUGAGCCCCUCUCUGGACCUCCAGGAGGAGUGCCUGGGGCUGGCCAUGCUGGACCUGUGGUGCCAGGCCAAGGAGCAGGGCCUCAGCCUCAAGGACACCUGCAAACGAGUCGGCUAUAAGUCAUGUCUGCCGGAGCUCCAUCGGCGUGCGGUGCAGGGCAUGAGUCGGCUGGCGCGGUACCAGCUGCGUAAGAAGGUGCGGCGCUUCCUGAAGCGUUUGGGCGCGUGCCAGGCCAGCGGGCGCUCGCUGAAGCUGAAGUACCUGCUGGAGCUGGCGGCCAUCAGUCCUGCGCUCGGCACUGAGACACUAUGUGGUCUCCACGUCGAUGGUCGCCAGGCCAACCAGGCUGUCUUCACCAAGCUGAUACGCGUGUGCGGGGAGACUGGGGUCCACAGCAGGAGGGAAGAUGCUACGGAGUGGCAGCCAUUUUGUGACUUCCCGGAGAUCACCGACAUCAGCAUUAAGCGAGUUUGCCAUGAGCAGAUGCCACAGGAGGGACGCGUGGUGACCCUGACGCGUCAAGACGAUAGGCGUCUGGAAGUUGAGUUUCCCAGCCUGUCGGAAGCCCUGUCGUUCGUCGCGCUCGUGGACGGCUACUUCAGACUCACCACCGACUCGAGCCAUUAUUUCUGUCAGGAGGUGGCGCCACCUAGUCUCUUGGAGGACCUUCAGAACCAGUGCCAUGGGCCAAUCACGUCUGAGGAUGCUGUCCACAAGCUGAAGAAGUCAGGAGAGAAAGCUUGCUCGUUCCUGCUCAGACACAGCCCCAGAGAAUUUGACCAGUAUUUUCUCACUGUGUUCGUAAAGACUCCUCUGGGUAAGGACUAUAGGGAUUGUCUCAUCAUCAUCACCAGCAAGGAGCGCUUCAGGCUGCAUGGUGCCGACAGCUCAUUCGUGAACCUGCGCUCGCUGGUAGAGUUCUACCAGAGGAAAACCCUGCUGCUGAAAGAUGAUCCCGUCACGCUGGGAAGAUGCUGCCCUCCUCGCCCCAAAGAGCUGACCAACCUGAUCAUCGUGCGUGACGGCCGGGCUGCGGAGUUGCAGGGCUCCCCUUCUCUGCAGAGGCACCGGCCUAGCCACAUCCAGUUCCACAUGAUACAGUACCAGGAGCUGGAGAUGGGGGAGAAUUUGGGCCGAGGCUCGUUCACAAAGAUACAUAAGGGCUCCAAGAUUGGACGUCGGGACGGAGAGAGAUACGUCACUGAGGUCUUGCUGAAAAUCCUAGAGGCCAACCACAAAAACUACUGGGAGUCGUUCUUCGAAGCAGCCAGCAUAAUGAGCCAGGUGUCCCAUAAGCACUUGCUGCACGUCUACGGAAUCAGCGUCCACAAGAGCAACAACAUCAUGGUUCAGGAGUUUGUGAAGUGUGGUGCUCUGGACCUGUACUUGAGGCGGACUCCCUCCCUCUCCGUCAGCUGGAAGCUGGAGGUGGCCAAGCAGCUGGCAUGUGCUCUCAACUUCCUGGAGGAGAAGGACAUUGUGCAUGGUAACAUCUGCUCCAAGAACGUCCUGCUGGCCCGAGGGGAGCCCUCUCCUUUCAUCAAACUCAGCGACCCGGGAGUCAGCAUAACCAUGCUGGCCGGAGAUGAAAAGCUGGAUAAGAUCCCGUGGGUGGCUCCGGAGGUGCUGGGGGAGUGUGAGGGUCUGGAGUUGGAGAGUGACAAGUGGAGCUUCGGGGUGACACUCUGGGAGAUCUUCAGCGGCGGGAAAGUACCCUUACAAGGUCUACAUCCACAACAGAAGCUGCAGUUCUAUGAGAGCUGCCAUGCGCUGCCGUCUCCAGAGUGGACGGAGCUGGCGGAGCUCAUCAGCCAGUGCAUGAACUACCAGUCGACCCUCAGGCCCUCCAGCAGGAGCAUCAUACGACACCUCAACGGACUCAUCACCUCAGACUAUGAGAUUCUCCAUGCAGCUGGCACUGCAAACAACAGCGACACCUUCUGGAAGGAUCUGAACCUGCAGGUGUACCCCAAAGAGCAGACGGUGUACGAGGAGAGGCACCUGCGCUACGUCUCAGCACUGGGAAAGGGUAACUUUGGCAGCGUGGAGCUGUGUCGCUACGACCCGCUGGGUGAUGAGACGGGCGAGCUGGUGGCCGUCAAGCGGCUGCAGCCCAGUAAGCAAUCCAACAUGGCCGACUUCCACCGGGAGAUCCAGACCAUCAGCUCACUGCACUGCGACUACAUCGUCAAGUACAGAGGAGUCUGCUACAGCAUGGGCCGGUGCAACAUGAGUCUGGUGAUGGAGUACCUGCCCUAUGGGAGUCUCAUCACCUACUUGGAGAAGAAGCCGGCCCACGUCAACCACCGCAGACUGCUGCUGUUCGCCUCACAAAUAUGCAAAGGCAUGGAGUAUCUUCAGACUAUGCGUCUGAUACACAGAGACUUGGCAGCCAGGAAUGUGCUGGUGGCCAGUGACACUCUGGUGAAAAUAGCCGACUUUGGGCUGACCAAGCUCGUACCCUUCGACAAGGAUUACUAUAAAGUGUCUCAGCCUGGGGAGAGCCCCAUUUUCUGGUAUGCGCCCGAAUCUAUCAGUGAGUCCAAGUUUUCCCACAAGUCUGACGUGUGGAGCUUUGGGGUGGUGCUUCACGAACUCUUCUCCUACUGCAGCGUCAGCCUGAACCCCAAAAAGCUCUGCAUGCAGGCCAUUGGCAGUGACAGCCAAGGCCACUGCACCUCCAUGCACCUCUUCAAUAAGCUGAAAGAGAGCUGGAGACUUCCGGCACCUCCACUUUGCCCACCGAAGGUGUACAGCAUGAUGAUGAGGUGUUGGUGCUGGGAGUCGGAGGGGAGGCCGGCGUUCAGCAGUGUCGGGGAGCUGAUCGACCGCACCCUGCAAGAGGACAGGGACGGCUUUAAAGGCUAGCGGCUAGCUAGCUGCUAUCAGAGCCAUGCAGAGUGAAGCUCACUGCUCCAUGAAAUCCUAUGGGAGGCAAGUAAUGAUGCAGUAGAUAAGCAAUGAGACAUGAACUAGAAAUGCACUCAGAGAUUGCAGACCUCAUCCAAGGAAACUGCUUUGAUAGCACAUCUGACUAUGUUACACCCUCAUUUUUUCCAAGUCUUUCUGCCUUGUUUUUUUGUUUGUUUGUUUUUUUUUAGUUAGAAACUGGAAUGUCAAAAUUCGCCCUAUCCUGCAAGGGUGAAGAACCUUUUAAAUAAUUCCUGGAUCCGGACCGUGACUUUUUCAGACAGACAAACAGACAGACAGACAAAUAAAAAGUUUGACCUUGGGGAAAUGAGAAGUACUUUUUGAGGAAAUUAAAUGAACGACAGGAUCUUUCAAUGGAGAUUGAAACCACUGUCUACAGAACAAUGAUCUGUGAAAAUGGAGCACUGAACUCGUCUGCCAUGCGGUCAACCUGGGUUUGAUUCCCGGGCCGGGUCAUUUGCUGACCCCUCCCCGUCUCUCUCCCUAUUCGCUUCCUGUC